ACCAUCACUCCCAGUCGAUUUCUAGGCAUCGAAAAUGUCAUGAGUGACUCCUUCGUUUGAAGUUUCGUAUGUUUGUUCUGCUGUGAAAAUGAACCGCUACAUCACCCUGCAUCAGCUUGGCGACGGUACUUAUGGUUCCGUGGUCCUGGGCCAGAGGAAGGAUACCGGCGAGAAGGUUGCCAUCAAGAGGAUGAAGAGGAAAUAUUACUCUUGGGACGAAGCUAUGAGCUUGAGAGAAGUGAAAUCGUUGAAGAAGUUGCAUCAUUCAAAUGUGGUGAAACUCAAGGAAGUGAUACGUGAGAAUGAUGUCCUCUACUUUGUAUUUGAAUACAUGCAGGAGAAUCUCUAUCAGCUCAUCAAAGAUAGGAAAGUUCCUUUUCCUGAAGCAGUCGUCAGAAAUAUGCUAUACCAGAUUCUCCAGGGCCUCGCGUUCAUUCACAGGCACGGUUUUUUCCACAGAGACCUGAAGCCGGAAAACAUCCUCUGUUCGGGUCCCGAGCUAGUCAAGAUAGCCGAUUUCGGUUUGGUUAGGGAGAUCAGGUCGAGGCCCCCCUACACGGACUACGUCUCGACGAGAUGGUAUCGUGCCCCUGAGGUGCUCCUUCAUUCCACGACCUACAGCAGCCCCAUCGAUAUGUGGGCCGUUGGUUGUAUAGCUGCCGAAAUAUGCACAUACAGGCCUCUCUUUCCGGGUAGCACGGAAACGGAUCAGCUGUAUAAGAUAUGCGCGAUAAUGGGUUGUCCUAAUAAAAAAAAAUGGCCGGAAGGUUACCAGUUAGCAGGUGCAGUGGGGUACAAAUUUCCAUACUUCGUUAAAACCAAUCUAUCGGACGUUGUCCCACAAGCCUCCGCAGUUUUGAUCAAUCUGUUAGACAUUCUACUUGACUGGAACCCUUUAGACCGACCCACAGCUCAAGCGGCGUUGAAACAUCAAUACUUUCAGCAAGGUUAUUUUCAAAACACCCAAGCCCCACCUCAUCCUUUUCUAACCUUCAGUGACUCACUCCAUAUACAGGUAGGUCAAAGAUAUAGCAGCAUACGAAGGAGCGACAAUGGCGUCCAACUCAACCUCACCGAAACCAACCUGUCCCUUCUACAGCCGCAACAGCAGAAGCAAAUGCAGCAGCCUACACCAGCGCGAUCGGAAAAAUCCCUGUUGGACAACAUCCUAGCUUUACCUCCGGCCGGGGGAUUCUCCAGGAGAAACUCCCAGGUUCCCCCCGAUAUGGAGUAUCCCAGCAUUCAGAAACCGGCUGUGAAGAUAAACAUUGAGUCCUUGAUCAAGAAAAUGGAGGAGGCCGAGCCCAUGUCUACUUCUAUCGUGUACACGUUUGGCCAGCCGACGUUCAACAACAAGCUUUUCUCGAAAAUCAACAACAGAUCUGCCCCGAUCCACAAGAGUCUCAACUGGGGGAGGGAGGAUGAGGAGUUGGAUGAUGUGUACUUCGCUGGUAUUACUAGGACCCUAAAAAUGAAUGGAAACACUAGGAACGAAUUGGAAAACAUAAAAUUCCCAUGGGAGGAUACUAACAUAAAGAACCGGAAACCACCUUCUGGGAAUAACACGAAGAAUCAAUAUUUGAGUUUAUCGCGUUAUAUUUCAGGAGCACCUACUGACCUCAGGGGAGAUUCUAAAGAAUUUCCAACCGUGAAAAGAAAAGAUUUGGUUGGGUUACCAAAAUGGUUGGAGUGAGUUUUGCAGAAAACAUCUAGGAGAUUGUAUCACUGGUGGCACCAAAGAUUUGAUGCGUUGCGUCAAACUUCCUAUGUAUUAGUUAUACAUGAUUUUUAUGGUUUAUUAUGCGAUUCAAUAAUGAAA
This is a messenger RNA of Coccinella septempunctata (seven-spotted ladybird), 1819 nucleotides long. Its product is annotated as serine/threonine-protein kinase dyf-5-like. Bases 89 to 1693 code for a protein of 534 amino acids. The record is from RefSeq and is a predicted model, not a curated record. Gene Ontology annotation, cellular component: cytoplasm; nucleus; cilium. Gene Ontology annotation, biological process: protein phosphorylation; intracellular signal transduction; intraciliary transport. The transcript is spliced from 7 exons. Lineage: Eukaryota; Metazoa; Arthropoda; Insecta; Coleoptera; Coccinellidae. Gene Ontology annotation, molecular function: ATP binding; protein serine/threonine kinase activity.